Molecule: messenger RNA, 1627 nt
Organism: Tribolium madens (black flour beetle)
Lineage: Eukaryota; Metazoa; Arthropoda; Insecta; Coleoptera; Tenebrionidae
Product: choline transporter-like protein 2
Biological process (GO): transmembrane transport
Cellular component (GO): membrane
Molecular function (GO): transmembrane transporter activity
Source: RefSeq, a predicted model, not a curated record
AUGACGACUCCCACUGAAGAAAUAGUAAGUAUUUCUUCUAUUUUCGCCACCAAUAAUUCCUUUCAGAGCGUUCGAGAUGCUCCACCCCAAGAAAGAAAACUCACAAACUUGUUUUUUUUCCUUGCCUUUAUUGUCUGCUUAGUACUUUUGCUACCAUUUUCUGUUGUUUUUACAACAAACAACAAUAUGAAACGACUCCUUUACGGUUAUGACAGCUGCGGAAAUACUUGUGGAGUCAAAAACAGGCCUUUUUAUAGUGUCAACUGUUCGGGAAAAGAUAUGAGCGAAAAACCCAUUGCAAUGAUGAAAUAUCAACUCACCAAUCCGAAUUGUAUUUUCAGCAUGAAAAAAGUUUUUCCGGACAAAUGUGUUGAAAAGUGCAGCCCACCAAACCAAUUAAUUUUCAACCGGUGUUACCAACCCGAAACAGAAACAAGCCUCGACAGCAGAUCAAAAAAUUUCAAACAACUAAUCGAAAUCGCCCACGCCAUUUGUAGUUCCACGUCCACCAUAUUUACAAUGAGUUUCACCGGAUUGGUUUUAUCUUUUGGUCUCUUUGUUUGCCUUCGUUGCCACGUCGGUGCCACUUUCUGGGGCUUGACAAUAUUCCAGUCAUUUAUGGCUCUCACAGCUGUGGCAUUUUUUUGGCACAAAUACAUAAUCAACGACAGUGACAAUUCUACAGCUUAUUUAUUUCUAGCAUUAGGAGCUAUGGCCUAUUUUGCUUUCAUUUUUAUUUUUUUCUUCGUCUUGCACAACACUUUUGCAAUGAUACGUCGCAUAUAUCAGGAAGCUUCAAAUGCGAUUUUUGGAACACCAAUGAUUUUAUUACAACCAUUACUGACACUGACUCUUCUGAUUUCUAUCAGCGUGGUAAUCGUUUUUCUCGCGUUUUUGAGUUUGUCCACUGGAUGUUUAAAAGCAUCAUACGAAAACCCUUCAAUUUACGUACAUGUAACAAAUCCAGCUUCACUUUACUACAUUGCUUAUUUGGUUUUCAUAAUUUUGUGGAUCUAUUCUUUUGGUGAAGGUUUGCAAGCUAUGGUUGUUUCCGGUGCUACGCAAGAAUUUUACAACACGAGGGAUAAAUUUUUGAGAAACCCAAUCAGAAAAAGUUUUCAAACUUUGCUAAAUUAUCAUCUAGGAACAGUUGCUUGUGGUUCUUUAUUAUCAACCAUUUUUGUGUUUAUGAGAGGAUUGGCGGAGUAUAUGAACAGAAAAGUUUAUAUUUUAACGGCUAUGAAAGGAGAAUCAUUCUACAAGUCCUUGAAGCGAGCCAUCACACUGCUGCGUUUAAACCUACUUGAGACAGCUGCAAUAACUGGAUUUAAUUAUUUGAUCAUUUCUGGAUUUUCCUUUUUGAUUGUAAUCGUAACAGUAGGUGUGGGAGUUUGGAUGAAUUUGAACACCGAAUAUACAACUAAUGUCCGAUUGGGUAUAUUAUUUGGGGCAAUAAGUGCCUCAUUUGUGUCGCAUUUCGUACUCCAAGUCUUACACACCACCACUGAAACGAUAUUUAUAAGUUUCUGUGAAGAACGACUAACCACCACACCAAAAAAAUAAAAUUUUGUUUGUCUGGAUCUGUUUUGAUGUAAUUCCUGUCUUAAAUAAAUGUUAUUAAUGUGCA